AGGCGGGGCGGGCUGUCAGGGGUGCGCGCGAAGGUGCUCCGGCCAUCCACGCUUCCGAGAGGAGGGAAGCCGCCAGUCUCUGCUGGGCGCAGGCCAGCCGGCCUCGGUGCAGGCGGCGGCAUGAAGUGUCUGGUCACAGGCGGCAACGUGAAGGUGCUCGGCAAGGCCGUCCACUCUCUAUCCCGAAUCGGGGACGAGCUCUACCUGGAGCCCCUGGAAGACGGGCUCUCUCUCCGGACCGUGAAUUCCUCCCGCUCUGCCUAUGCCUGCUUCCUCUUUGCCCCGCUCUUCUUCCAGCUGUACCAGGCGGCCACCCCUGGUCAGGACCCACUGCGCUGUAAGAUCCUGAUGAAGUCGUUCCUGUCAGUCUUCCGCUCGCUGGUGAUGCUGGAGAAGACAGUGGAGAAAUGCUGCAUCUCCCUGAAUGGCAGGAGCAGCCGCCUGGUGGUCCAGCUGCACUGCAAAUAUGGGGUGAGAAAGACUCACAACCUGUCCUUCCAGGACUGUGAGUCCCUGCAGGCUGUCUUCGACCCAGCCUCGUGCCCCUAUCUGCUCCGGGCCCCAGCAAAGCUUCUGGGGGAGGCUGUUCUGCCCUUCCCCCCUGCACUGGCUGAAGUGACGCUGGGCAUUGGCCAUGGUCGCAGGGUCAUCCUGCGAAGCUACCAGGAGGAAGAGGCAGACAGCACCAUCAAAGCCAUGGUGACUGAGAUGAGCAUUGGGCAGGAGGAUUUCCAGCAGCUGCAGGCUGAAGAAGGGGUGGCCAUCACUUUCUGCCUCAAAGAAUUCCGGGGGCUCCUGAGCUUCGCAGAGUCAGCAAACUUAUCUCUUAGCAUUCACUUCGAUGCUCCCGGCAGGCCAGCCAUCUUUGCCAUCAAGGACUCGCUGCUGGAUGGCCACUUUGUUCUGGCUACACUCUCGGAGCCAACCCCAAACUCCCAGGACCCGCACUUCCCAGAGCCCUGCCAGCCGGCGCCUCAGCGCCAGGCCCACAGCACCCCCCAGCCGGAUGACUUUGCCAGUGACGACAUUGACUCUUACAUGAUCGCCAUGGAAACCACUGUGGGCAGUGAGAGCUCAAGAACACUCCCCUCCAUAUCCCUCUCACCUGGCCUCCAGCCUCCCUGCAGCUCCGAAGGGGAAGAAGAUGAAGCUGCGGCUGAGCUCAGUACAGUGCCUGGGACCCCCCCACCCAAGAAGUUCCGCUCACUGUUCUUUGGCUCCAUCCUGGCUCCUGCACACUCCCCGCUGGGCCCCAGCCCUGUGUUGGCUGAAGACAGUGAGGGUGAAGGCUGAACUGAGAACCUUCUGUGCCCAGAGGCCCUGGACUAGAUGAAGCCACAGCCUCUGGCUCCUCAGCGCCAGCCAGGGACAGGGCUGGGUCUCCACGCUGGCGUUGGUAAAGGUGGGCUGGAGCUGAGCUGGCUGGUCCUGCUGCAUCCCCAUGCCCCAACUGGCUAUUGGUAACUGGCCUGGGUCCUGUCAUGUCCCCCAAACAAUCAUGUCUGUUUCGAGGGAAGGUCCACCUGAUAGGAGGUCCCACACCUUAUUCCAACCUUGAAACAGAAGCUGGACACCUUUCUUCCUUAAGAAAUCACAGUGGGGCUGCUGGCCCAUUGAUCAACUUUUUCUGACAAUCAUGACUUGUCCCUCCUCCAAAUCAGGGAUGUCCUAUGGCUGGCCUUGCUUUUUCAAUAUUUUUUGGCUCUGGCUGGGAAUUCUAAGAAGGCCCUGUGGACCUUAACAUGUGGCUGGGGCCCCGUGCCUGGCAAGCCACCCCUUGCAAGUGGCUCUGGGCAAAAGAGUGCCAGGCCCACUGUUUGGGACAAGGGAGACAGGCCAGGGCAAGAAUCCAGCUUUGACCUUUAUUCAAGAGACCAGAUGGGUUGCCCAGGAUCCGGCUGCCAGCCCUGAGGCCAAGCAAGGCUGGAGACCCACAAUCUGGCCCUGCUUUGCCCUGAGCUGCAGCCUCAGCCCCAGGAUCCUGCUUGCAGCCACCGAGGCACAGGCAGAGGGAGCCCUGGGGGCUUGGACACUGCUAUUGAUUCAUUAAAAAAAGGAAAAAUUCA
Molecule: messenger RNA, 2066 nt
Organism: Myotis brandtii (Brandt's bat)
Lineage: Eukaryota; Metazoa; Chordata; Mammalia; Chiroptera; Vespertilionidae
Gene: RAD9A
Product: RAD9 checkpoint clamp component A
Exons: 11
Coding region: 121-1293 (390 amino acids)
Biological process (GO): mitotic intra-S DNA damage checkpoint signaling; cellular response to ionizing radiation; DNA repair
Cellular component (GO): checkpoint clamp complex
Source: RefSeq, a predicted model, not a curated record